Molecule: messenger RNA, 1626 nt
Organism: Pyricularia oryzae 70-15
Lineage: Eukaryota; Fungi; Ascomycota; Sordariomycetes; Magnaporthales; Pyriculariaceae
Exons: 2
Coding region: 1-1626 (541 amino acids)
Source: RefSeq, a predicted model, not a curated record
AUGAUCUCAGCCAUCAUUCUCGGGAUCGCGGCAGUGACCGACUUGGCAUGGGCCUCGCCAGCUGCCAAUCCCCUCGAGGCCCGUCAAGCAGACCAGCGGUGCAACGCCGCGACCUUUACGGGCUCCCCCAGCUGGCCAUCAUACGCGACCAUCACCACGGCACCCGCGACGGUGAACAUCAGCGCGGCCCGCACCGCCUGCUACCUGAGGGUGUCCCUCCGUCCGCCCGGGUCCAGCAACAACUUCACCGUCGGCAUUGCCCUGCCCGACAGGACAAUCUGGCAGAGCCACGCCUCGAGGUUCCUCGCCGUCGGCAACGGCGCCUACAUCCCCACGAUCCCCGACUCGGACAUUGCGUACGGUGCCGCCCUGGGCUUCGCCACCGCGGGCACCGACACGGGCCAUGCGGGCUACGACCCCUUGGACCUGUCGUGGGCCGAGGACCCCGACAAGCUCAUCGACUUUGCCUACCGCUCCAUGGACUACACCGUCAGCUUUGGCAAGACCCUGACCCGCAUCUUCUACGAGACCGAAACCCUGGGCAGGGCCUACUACGCCGGCUGCUCCACCGGAGGCCGUCAGGGGCUCAAGCAGGUGCAGGACCACCCGGACAGCGUCGACGGCGCCCUCAUCGGUGCUCCCGCCUGGGACCACAAGCACUACCUGCCCUGGGUCGGCAAGGUCGGGUCCUACCAGGUCGACCUGCCCGAGGCGGACCGUCUCAACAAGCCCUGGCAGCUGCGUCUGCUGACCGAGAUAGCAAUCAGCACCUGCGACGUCCAGGCUUCAGGUGACCCAGCCGACGGGGUCAUCGGCCACCCAGAAACCUGCAACCCCGAUCUCGACUCCCUCCUCUGCGGUCAAGGCCAAGUCGGCAACGCGACGAACCCAUGCCUGACCCCGGUGCAGAUCGACAUAGCCCGAAACAUGUACGCCGACUACCUUCUCGACGACGGCACCCGCGUCUACGAGCGCGUGUACCCAGGCUCGGAGCAGGACUGGAUCAACCUGGCGAGCGACGUCGCCCUCGCGCGCUUCGACACGCAGUACCAGCAGCACUUUCUCGACCGCGCCGACCCGCUCAACCCGCCCAUCCAGGACUGGACGCGGUACGAGGACGCCAUCGCGCGCAUCUCGGCGCGGCAGGACCCGGGCAACGUGACGGCCGACCGCUUCGCCGGCUUCGCGGCCUACCGCGGCAAGAUCCUGCUGUACCACGGGCAGGCGGACGGGGUGGUCCCGCCAGCGGGCAGCGACCGGCUGUACCGGGCGGCGCGGCGCGCGGUGACGGGGUCCGAGGCCGGCGACAUCACGGGCUUCUUUCGCUUCUUCCAGGUGCCCAACAUGCGGCACUGCGUCUCGAGUGCGCCCGACGACCGCGCGCCCUGGUGGUUUGGCGCGGCCAACCAGGUCGCCGUGCCGAUCGAGGCCGUGCCGCCCGAGCUGUUGACGGGCGCGGACAAUGCGCUGGUGGCGCUGGUGGACUGGGUCGAGGGCAGAAGUCAGGGGCCCGCGCAGGUCGUGACGUCGAGCUUCGACAACGUAACGGGGGCGAUUUAUGCACAGAGGCCCGUGUGCGGCGUACCUGGGUGGAGAUGUCAAUGUGACGACGAGCUGGACUUGUGA